GACUUCCGGUGUCUUUAAAUUCCCAGCCAUUAAUCUGCUUCGAGUGCUACUGGUGAUUUUACGUACGUUUAAUCUAAUUGAAUGAUGGAUAUACCCGUCAGUUAACGUACUGUGGACGAUCAAACGAUCCUUCUCGAUCUGAACGGUGUUGCCGUUGCUGUCGUUGUACAAAUCGCACGCGAUCCGUGUUCGUCCUCGGUUCCUCUUUAUUUUUGCCGCAGUCAGAAAUUAUUCGAGCUCGAGGCCAGCGGACGCGCGCACCGUCUCUCUCUCUCUCUGCUCGUGCAGCCUUUACCCAUCUCUCGGGUCAUAAACUUCAUAUUUCAUUUGUGUUUUAAUUCAAAGUGUGUCAUUAUUUUUACGCGUCUUUGACCUUGGACUGACAGAUACUUCUCCUGGUCAGAAAGAAAACGAGCUUGUUGUGUUUGGUUUGGUGGCUGAUUUGACUGACUCCAGGAUUUGUAAAACUGAUUCACUCUCUGGCAGGCAGAUAUAUAAUGCUGAUCGAGUAAGACAAGCACCUGUUUGACUCCAAAUUAAGCAGAGCAAAGGCCGUGCGAGGCAGAGAAAGGCCAGAAGCAAAAGUCACAUACUGAGUCUUUGUGCCAGGUUUGAGCUUCAGUCUUACUGCUGGUCACCCCGUCGAUUGCUGGCUGCCCUCCACCUCUGAACAGAGCCAUGACCUCUCAGAGAGAACCAGAUACAGUGAAUCUGCGGCUGAUUCUUGUGAGUGGAAAGACACAGGAUUUCAUCUUUUCUCCUAAUGACUCUGCUACAGACAUUGCACACUACGUCUUCGAAAAUUGGCCAGCGGGUUGGGAGGAAGAGCGUGUGAGCAGUCCAAACAUACUCCGGCUGAUCUUUCAAGGCCGCUUUCUACAUGGCAAUGUCACACUAGAAGCUCUGAAGUUGCCCCCUGGCCGAACAACUGUCAUGCACUUGGUUGCAAGAGAAACACUGCCAGAGCCCAAUUCCCAUGGCCAGAGAAACAGGGAGAAGACCACAGAAAGCAGCUGUUGUCUGCUGCUGUGAAACACAGAAAGCCCCUUCCACAUCACCUCCUCUUAUUCCUCUUCUCCUGUCUACUCACCAACCCGUGGUGCAUUCUGGAUGAUCACAGAAGAGCUCCAGGGAAAGUGCGACUAGGUUUUCAUUCAGUGUUUUUGCUUUGUGUAGUGGCUGGGGACUCUUCUGUGCCAAACUUCUCAAAUCUGAACAUGUUUGCCUUUAUAUGGUUUUCUUGUUUCACUUGUUUUGUUGCCAAAAUGACUUUGCGCUUAGUAAAACAUUGCCAUUUGUUUACAUGCCUAAGAAUAUUAAACUAUGGAGAUAUUAAAUACCUAAAUCAUUGAAAGGAAAUUAUGUAAACAGAAAUGUGAAUAGGUUUUUGGCAUCAGGUGAGGGUUAACAUGCAUCAUAAUCUUUUGCACUUAACACAGAUCACUAUGUGUGCGUAACAGUCUUAAUCCUCCCGGCCCGCCUCAUACAGAAGGACUUUUUUAGAGAGUACUCCAUUUUGAAGAUGAUUUUGUCGUGGAGUAUCGAGGGAUGUCUGCUUGGUGGAUUUGACUCUGUGUGCUAUUGCCACCUACUCGUAUGCCUUCGUCUUAGGACCAAUCGAGAGUGGAUCUCAACCGUUGGACUCUCUUAUUGUCAACACCUGUGCAUGACCCUAGUCUAGUGUUUCCUUGCCGUGGGUGUGUACCAGCCUUCUCUGAAAACUAUUCACUUGAAAAGAUUUUCCCCUCGUCUCCAGCGAGGAAGCAUGAGGGAAGGUUGGCAAAUUGUGCUUGAUGUUAAGUGACACAGACUUUUCUUUUCGCCCAGUCUGGAUAUCGUCUGUAUCCAUCAUCAUCAUCCAGACAUACACAAGAGCUGAAGUUCGGUCUAAAUGCUCCGCUAAUAUACAUCCUGUGACUGCCGUAAAGGAAUAGCCAGAAAGCGUUCAUCCGUAGUCAAGCCAGCUGGGUUGGAAAGCUUCUGUUAUAAGUGCUAUGGAUUCAUGGACCGUCUGCUAUGCUGCAGUGGUGAUGUGAUGGGAGGACCACACCUUAUGGCUCCUUACUGGGUUUAGAAGAAAGCAAAAUGUGUUUGAUUUCCUAAUGUUGCUGUCUGUUUUGUUUGCUUUUUGAUUGGAAAAUUAAUAUUAUUAUUAUUAUUAUUAUUAAUGGUGUUCUUUAAGUCCUUUUUAUCUUGUCCUGAGAAUGAUUGAUUGAGUUUUUAUUGGUACACAUCAGAUGUCUGAUUUGUGCGUGUGUGUAUGUGUGUUUGAAAGAGAGCGAGAGCAUGUGCAGAUGAAUGUUUUGGAAAGAUGUGUGCAUUUGUUGUGGAAGAAGUGUCCACACUUGAAAUUGUUUCACAUGCAAGAGUGUUAAUCAUUGUCACUGCUUUGAAAUUAGCUACAAAUUAUUACAUGUAAAAAAAACUAAAUCUUGUAUUGUAAAUUAAUAAAACUUUUCAAAUAAAUGAAUAAA
Molecule: messenger RNA, 2474 nt
Organism: Misgurnus anguillicaudatus (oriental weatherfish)
Lineage: Eukaryota; Metazoa; Chordata; Actinopteri; Cypriniformes; Cobitidae
Gene: ubl3b
Product: ubiquitin-like 3b
Molecular function (GO): protein binding
Source: RefSeq, a predicted model, not a curated record